GGCCCAGCUGGGCCUCAUUCCCUCAUGCUUCAGAUAUCCUGGAGCAGACCCCCCAGAGAUAGACAGGCGUGCAGUGGCAUGGAGGGUGCGGCUGGCAGUGGGGCUCCUCUUCCCCUGGGCUGGGCUGUGUCAAACUACAGGGGCUCCAGGACCUGAAGUAGCUUGGAGCAGGCUGAGGAAACUCAGACAAGGGGGUGGGGAGGCCAGCCAAUUGCCAGAGGUUGGAAGGAAGAAAACAGGGACUUUAGGAGGGAGAAGUGGGUGAUUCUGGGCCUGGAAAGGAAGGGUCACUGUGAGCUAGAUAUCAAUGGAGGCUAAGGCUGCAGGAAGUCAGCAGCUAAAGGGGCCAGCGGGGUACCUACGGCGAGCCAGCUUAGCCCAACUGACCCAGGAGCUGGGCACUGCUUUCUUCCAGCGGCAACAGCUACCGGCUGCUAUGGCAGACAGCUUCCUGGAACACCUCUGCCUGCUGGACAUCGAUUCUGAGCCUGUGGCUGCUCGUAGUACCAGCAUCAUUGCCACCAUCGGGCCGGCAUCUCGCUCCGUGGAGCGCCUCAAGGAGAUGAUCAAGGCCGGGAUGAACAUCGCACGACUCAACUUCUCCCACGGCUCCCACGAGUACCACGCUGAGUCCAUCGCCAACAUCCGGGAGGCGGUGGAGAGCUUUGCAGGUUCCCCGCUCAUCUACCGACCCGUGGCCAUCGCUCUGGACACCAAGGGACCGGAGAUACGCACUGGGAUCCCGCAGGGGGGCCCGACGUCGGAAGUGGAGCUAGUGAAGGGCUCCCGCGUGCUGGUGACGGUGGACCCGGCGUUCCAGAAGCUGGGGAACGCGACCACCGUGUGGGUGGACUACCCCAAUAUCAUCCGAGUCGUGCCGGUGGGGGGCCGCAUCUACAUUGACGAUGGACUGAUCUCCCUAGUGGUCACGAAAAUCGGUCCAGAGGGCCUGGAGACCCAAGUGGAGAGCGGCGGUGUCCUGGGCAGCAGGAAGGGCGUGAAUUUGCCGGGCACCCAGGUGGACCUGCCUGGGCUGUCUGAGCAAGAUAUCCAGGACCUGCAAUUUGGGGUGGAGCAUGGCGUGGACAUCAUCUUUGCCUCCUUUGUGCGGAAAGCCAGCGACGUGGCUGCCGUCAGGGCUGCUCUGGGGCCAGAAGGACAGGGCAUCAAGAUCAUUAGCAAAAUCGAGAACCAUGAAGGCGUGAAGAAGUUUGAUGAAAUCCUGGAGGUGAGCGACGGCAUCAUGGUGGCACGAGGUGACCUGGGCAUUGAAAUCCCAGCCGAGAAGGUUUUCCUGGCUCAGAAGAUGAUGAUCGGCCGUUGCAACUUGGCGGGCAAGCCAGUCGUCUGUGCUACACAGAUGCUGGAGAGCAUGAUCACCAAGCCCCGACCAACCCGGGCAGAGACGAGUGAUGUGGCCAACGCCGUGCUGGAUGGGGCAGACUGCAUCAUGCUGUCAGGGGAGACUGCCAAGGGUCACUUUCCUGUGGAGGCUGUAAAGAUGCAGCAUGCGAUUGCCCGGGAGGCAGAGGCUGCAGUGUACCACCGGCAACUCUUUGAGGAGCUGCGCCGGGCAGCACCACUGAGCCGGGAUCCCACUGAAGUCACCGCUAUCGGUGCUGUGGAGGCUUCCUUCAAGUGCUGUGCUGCUGCCAUCAUUGUGUUGACCAAAACUGGCCGCUCAGCCCAGCUGCUGUCUCGGUACCGACCUCGGGCAGCAGUCAUUGCUGUCACCCGCUCUGCCCAGGCUGCCCGCCAGGCCCACCUCUGCCGAGGAGUCUUCCCUGUGCUCUACCGUGAACCUCCAGAGGACAUCUGGGCAGACGAUGUGGAUCGCCGGGUCCAAUUUGGCAUCGAAAGCGGAAAACUCCGUGGCUUCCUCCGUUUGGGGGACCUGGUGAUUGUGGUGACAGGCUGGCGCCCCGGCUCCGGCUAUACCAACAUCAUGCGGGUGCUGAGCAUAACCUGAGGUGCCCCUCCCCCUUGGACCAAGCCAGCCCUGGACCCGCCCCCCUCUCUGCUCCCUCCUACAGCCCCCUGUCUAAGUCUUCUCUACUCUCAGUCCUCACUACCCCAGGCCACGUCGGCAUUUAGCCCCUUCUGGGUGCCCCCUCCCCUCCAUUUCACACAGGCCUUGAAAGUCUGUAUCCAAUUAAGCACUGGCCAUCUGACAGCACCAAUCGUACAUUCUCUGCAUCCAAUGCUCUCAACUGGUCCCUAAGAUGCUCUGCGCCUUUAAUCCCAGCUUAACUGGUUAAUUCUAUUCCAACAGACUUCCCACCCCUGGAGGCUGGGGAGAAGGGAACAGGGCAAUUGUGUCCACAAUCUCCACAAAAUUUUUUUUUUUUUUUUUUUUUUUUUUGUCUUUUCUAGAGCCACACCCGUGGCACAUGGAGGUUCCCAGGCUAGGGGUCGAAUCGGUGCUAUAGCCGCCGGCCUAUGCCAGAGCCACAGCAACACGGGAUCCGAGCUGCGUAUGCAACCUAUACCACAGCUCAUGGCCACAUCAGAUCCUUAACCCACUGAGCAAAGCCAGGGAUCGAACCCACAAUGUCAUGGUUCCUAGUCAGAUUCGUUAACCACUGAGCCAUGAUGGGAACUCCCAAAAAUCUUUAUUUUAAAAAAUAUUUCAUAUCCACGCAGUUUGAUGUUCUCAAACAUGGCCUUCUUGAUAUCUGGGCAUUUCUCAAGGAGCGUGCCCCCACUUUCUUCAUCAUGACUGUCAGUGUUAGUACCACAUUUUUGGGCUAGCUAGGGCAGAUGGAAGCCAGGGAGCCCUAAGAGCCAGGUGGGCUCAUCCUGUCACUGUCUUUAUCACAUUCAGGCUUGCAGGCUACUCCCUGGCUGCCCUCAUACCCACCUCAUGCCUUGCUGGGCCUCCGCCUGCCCCCUAAAAUGCCCACUUUAUGCCCAUUCAUGAACCAGGAGCCAAAACAAGUGUCUCUAUUUUCUUUUUAAACCCAGCUUUUGGAAGCAAUAUAAAACUCCCACACCCACCCAGAACCCCAGAACUCCCCACCCAAGAGAAAAGGAGAUUUGGGGUCCUGGUCCCACAUUCUUUGAUGCUGCAGAGUAGGCACGGGGACAGAGGGGUGGGGUUAGGGAUUUCUCUUAUCCCUGAGAAGGCAGAGGCACUGGCUAGCCUACCCUUCCCCAGGCUUGGAUACCUCAGGCCCUCCCCUUGCUUCUGCACCUUCAGCAAACUCAGUAGGAAGAAAAAAAACCCUAAAAAUAAAAACAGUCCUCCUCCUCUCAGGUGGCCCUUCCUACCCCUACCUAGAUAGGGAGAGGAUUCAAGUAUUGCUGCUGAUGAGAGUUGGGCAAGGACCACAAGAGCUGGCAUGGAGGGGCCCUGCCCAUUCCUGCCUCCCUACCAGGAGGGGAGGGCUGGAUCAAGAAAUGGGUGAAUAAAACGAAUUGAUAAUAAAUAAAAUUAACAAGUAAAUUAAUAAA
Sus scrofa (pig) is the source of this 3453-nucleotide messenger RNA. RefSeq names its product pyruvate kinase L/R (gene PKLR). The record is from RefSeq and is a predicted model, not a curated record. Gene Ontology annotation, biological process: glycolytic process. NCBI's taxonomy places the organism in Eukaryota, Metazoa, Chordata, Mammalia, Artiodactyla, Suidae. Gene Ontology annotation, molecular function: pyruvate kinase activity; magnesium ion binding; potassium ion binding.